CCCUAAUGCCGCGAAAUGGACUGCGAAAUACUCCGGCCCACGGAGCAGCCCAAAAAGAGCACCGCUCUCUCCCAGAGUGCCAUUCUUCUGUCAGAGGUUUCCUGCUCUUCCUCUCCCUCCGCCGCCGCCGGAAUGGCACCGCCAAACAUGGCCGGCGACACGCUCAGGGUAGCCGACCUCCCGGGCCGCGGCCGCGCGCUCCUCGCCGCCCGCGACAUCCUCGAGGGCGAGGUGCUCCUGUCGGAGUCGCCCAUCCUCCUCUACCCGUCCUCGCUCGCCUCCCUCUCCUCCUACUGCUCCGCCUGCUUCCGCUCGCUCCCGCCGCCGCCCCGCGCCCCCUGCCCUUCCUGCCGCGCCGCCGCCUUCUGCUCCCCUGCCUGCGCCGCCGCCUCCCACCCGCGCCUCCUCUGCGCCGCGCUCUCCGGCGGCCUCGCCGCCGCCCCCGAGGCGCACCAGGAGCCCCUCCUCUUCCUCCUCUCGGCCUACUCGCUCCAGGAGCCCUCCCUCGGCGCCCUCCUCUCUCUCUCCUCGGCUCCGCAGGGCCCCUCCCCGAGCCAGCAGCAGGACGCCGCGGGCCUCCACGCCGCGGUGGCGUCGGUGGCGCCGCCGCACAUGCUGCCCGCGGGCUUCUCUCCGGACCUCACGGCGGCCCUCCUCUCCAAGGACCGGACCAACAGCUUCUCCAUCCUGGAGCCGUACCGCCCCGACGUGCCGCUGGAGCUCCGCAAGGCGCGGUGCUGCGCGGUGUACCCUCGGGCGUCACUGCUGAACCACGACUGCCUGCCCAACGCUUGCCACUUCGAUUAUGCCGACAGGCCGGGGCCGGGGAACACGGACAUCGUCGUGCGCGCUCUCCAUGGCAUAACAGAGGGGAAGGAGGUUUGCAUCAGCUAUUUCGCGGCCAAUUGGAGGUAUGCUGACAGGCAACGCAGGCUGCUGGAGGAUUAUGGGUUCCGGUGUGAGUGUGAUCGGUGUCAGAUUGAGAGCAAGUGGAAGUUUGAUGAUGAUAAUGAUGGCGGUGAUGGGGAUGAUACCAUGGAAGAGGGGCAUGGCAAGGAGGUUGCUGAAGAUGGUGGUGAUGAGGGGAUGGAGCAGGAGGAAGGGAGUGAUGACGAUGAAGACGAUUUCCCGCAUGCCUUCUUCUUUGUGAGGUAUCUGUGUGAUCGUGAGGACUGCUAUGGCAUGCUUGCACCGCUGCCGCCCUUGCCGAGCGGUGAGCUGUCCCACAUAUUUGAGUGCAAUGCCUGUGGGCAACUGAAGAAGGAAGAAGAUGAGGAUGAGCCUGAUGCUGGUGAAUGCAGCAUGGACCAGUAGGAUGUUUGCUGCUGUUUGUUUUUUGGAGCACUUGGUGCAUGGUGAUGAAAUGGAUGCACUGGUCGGCGUUCUCCGUACUUUGGGGGUUGUUUGUCUUGAAGGAUUGGUCUAAUGCGCGUGAAGUCAGGAAGAUGUAUGCUGUACUACUUGACUUCGUUCACUGAACACUGAAUGUGAUUUGUAGGCAGUCUUGCUUGGACCUGUACAAUUUUCAGUAUGCAUGUAUCUUUCUUGGCGACGUGAACCUGCUGCGGUGUUAGAAACUGAUGGUGCAAGUCUACUAGUCGGAGUGUGAAUUAUGCCCCCUUUGUUCA
Triticum urartu is the source of this 1628-nucleotide messenger RNA. RefSeq names its product ASH1-related protein 2 (gene ASHR2). Gene Ontology annotation, molecular function: protein binding. The record is from RefSeq and is a predicted model, not a curated record. Lineage: Eukaryota; Viridiplantae; Streptophyta; Magnoliopsida; Poales; Poaceae.